UUGAUCGUCAUCAAGCAUAGCCCAUGUGCCGCUGUAAGAGAGCAACCUUCUUAAUACCGCGGAAUUCCCUGUUCGAUAUUACAAAAUGUUAAACGUAAGAAACGGCGUGUUUCGACCUGCUUUUCAUUGGUAUUUUAAUUACCGGAGUUAUUGUGUUAACUUGCCAGUAAUACGUCUUCCUUGUCGUUCUCAACUACGUCUUGAUCAUUUAAGAAAGCAACCAUCGGCGCCAUCUGUGUUACCUACCCGAACAGGGAAACUUCUGGUCCUUAGCAAAAGAAGGGAACUGAACCAGUAUGCUGCUGAGACCAUCGGGCGAUGGGAGAAUCGCCCAUUGGUGAGUCAAGGAUGGAAACAUAAUGCGUCACGUGGUGAUCAUUUUAUCAUUUUACAGCAACAAGGACAUGGGCCAACACCUGACAUCUCCUGCAACUUUCAGUCUUUGGGAUUGGAUGAAGAACUGGUAUCAAUACUUAAUUCCAUAGGCAUCACCAGUCCUACCUGGGUGCAAAUAAAGUCAAUCCGUAAUCUUCUUCAAGGAAAAAAUAUUCUCAGUACAGCUGAAACGGGCAGUGGCAAAACACUUGCGUACCUUUUGCCCAUUUUGCAUGAACUCAAACGUUCCAAACGCUCAGCUCAUUCCUCACUCCCCCGUUGCUUGGUUUUGGUGCCAUCAAGGGAGCUUGCUGGUCAGAUUGUGUCAGUAGCUCAAAACUUUUGUGCCAAGUUACAAUUGACUGUACAAUUUGUUGGGGGUGGAUUAGGCCAAACAGCAGUGGAAAGCAAACUAGGUAGGGGUCCAAUAGAUAUUUUGGUAGCUACACCUGGGGCACUCUGGAAAGCUUUGCAAAAAGACAUUAUUAGUCUGAACGAACUUUGUUAUGUGGUAUUGGAUGAAGUAGAUACCCUGAUCGAUCAUACCUUUCUAAAACUGACUGGUGAUAUUCUUAAGCACAUAAAGAUAGCUUCCAGUCCCAGUGACUUGCAGGGUUCUGAAAAAAUGGCUCAGCUUGCGGUUAUUGGAGCCACUUUCCCUAAUGGCACUGAUCAGGUCCUAGGUAAAAUAACGGGUCUAGAAAAUAUUACGACAAUUAAAAGCAGCAAGGUGCACUUCCCACUGUUGCAUGUCCAGCAGACUUUCCUUAGAGUUAAAGGGUCAGAAAAAGUAUUGGAACUACUUACGUUGUUGAAGAAGCAACAACUUGGGAGUCCUGGGUCUGGGGUUUUCAUCUUUUGCAACAGUUCUAGUACUGUGAAUUGGCUGAGUUACAUCCUAGAGGAACAUGGCAUGAAGCACUACCGACUACAUGGUCAAAUGCCAGCCAGAAUGCGAAUGAACAUCUAUAAAUCUUUUCAGAAAGGACAAAAGGAAGUGCUGGUUUGCACAGACAUAGCCUCCCGGGGCCUGGACAUUUCUAGAGUGAACACAGUGGUGAAUUAUGACUUCCCUUUUACUCUUCAAGACUACUUGCAUAGAGUGGGCAGAGUGGGACGUGUAGGUAGUGGGGAACACUGUUCUGCUGUUAGCUUUGUUACACAUGCUUGGGAUGUGGAACUGGUGCAGAAAAUUGAAACAGCAGUUCGUAAACAUAUUAUGCUUCCUUGCAUGUAUAUCAAUACAAAAGAAAAUCUACAAAAAGAACUUGUAAAAUGAAACUAGUGAGGAAAUAACUAGUACAAUUGAGUUUUUAUGAUGUGUGUAAAAGAAGACAUUCAAUACACAUUUGAAUUAUUAAACUCAACUAAGCACAAACUGA
Messenger RNA from Xenopus tropicalis (tropical clawed frog), 1757 nucleotides. RefSeq names its product DEAD-box helicase 28 (gene ddx28). Bases 86 to 1654 code for a protein of 522 amino acids. The transcript has a single exon. Gene Ontology annotation, molecular function: nucleic acid binding; nucleotide binding; ATP binding. NCBI's taxonomy places the organism in Eukaryota, Metazoa, Chordata, Amphibia, Anura, Pipidae. The record is from RefSeq and is a predicted model, not a curated record.